AUGCACGCGCUCACGCAUACGGGAGAGAAGCCGUACCAGUGCGCUGAGUGCGGCAAAGCGUUCACCCAGCAGCGCAACUACAAGUACCACAUGUCGGUGCACGCGGGAACGCACGAGUUCGCGGCGGCGUGUCCCGAGUGCGGCAAGGUGUUCAACAACCGCGGCUACCUCAGCUCGCACAUGAAGAUCCACCGCAACCGCAGGGAGUACGCGUGCGCCGAGUGCGGGCGGCGCUUCAACCAACGUGUCGCCUACACCACGCACAAACGCAUACACACGGGAGAGCGGCCACAUGCCUGCUCCCUCUGCGACAAAGCCUUCACGCGCAAGAUGCUGCUUAAUCAGCACAUGCGCACGCACACCGGUGAGAAGCCCUUCAACUGUGAGGUGUGCGGGAAGCGGUUCGCGGACCGCAGCAACAUGAUGCUCCAUCAGCGCCUGCACUCCGGCAUCAGGCCGUACAGCUGCGGCGAGUGCGCCAAGGCGUUCACCAAGAAGCACCACCUCAAGGCGCACAUGUCCUGCCACACGGGGCUGCGGCCGCACGCCUGCGACCGCUGCGGCGCGCGCUUCAGCCAGUCCAGCAACAUGCGCACGCACCGCAAGAAGUGCACAGCGCCGGGUCCGCCGCGCGGGGCGUACCUGCUCUAG
Schistocerca serialis cubense is the source of this 651-nucleotide messenger RNA. RefSeq names its product gastrula zinc finger protein XlCGF49.1-like. Gene Ontology annotation, biological process: regulation of transcription by RNA polymerase II. Gene Ontology annotation, molecular function: DNA-binding transcription factor activity; RNA polymerase II cis-regulatory region sequence-specific DNA binding. The transcript has 3 exons. The record is from RefSeq and is a predicted model, not a curated record. Lineage: Eukaryota; Metazoa; Arthropoda; Insecta; Orthoptera; Acrididae. Bases 1 to 651 code for a protein of 216 amino acids.